CGCGAGUAUCGUCUCGGCAACAGCUUUCUGAAGUGUGCACGUCCGUAGCUGCAGCUUACGGUAACCCCACCAAGGAAAUCGGGUACAAGUACCGCGGGGGGUUGUCGCAACAGAAAGGCUGACUUUUCUCUCCGUUUCGUGUCCUGCCCCGGUACUUUCCCAUCUGGGCAGUAGCGAAGGCUUGUUCGCACUCUUGAAACGCCACCGUCAAGCCGCCGAAAUUAUUUCCAGCUUCUCUUCACCGUUCCUUUGUCUCCUCCAUUGGCGCAUUUUUGCUUGUCGAUUCCCUUUGCUGUGUUGGAGAACGGCCGCCUGCUGUUGUCGGCGUCUGCUGUCUGGGUUUCUUCCACAAACAGCGAAGCCUUGACGACUCUCUCUGUCACGCAUACACGGAGUUUUCCUUCCAGUAGAUACACGGGACGGACGGGUUUCUGUCGAAACAGUGUGCUCGCAGUGUGUGGCUUGAGGACGCGAGAUUCCGCCGUGUGCGAAAAUCGCAGAGUUGUCCGGUACUCACUUUUUCUCCAGAAGCUCCUUGUCCACUUCUGAAUUGUUUUUCGCUUGUCCUAAAGUAACAACCUUGACAACGUAGGCAGACGUCGAGGUCUGCGUGUUAAGUCUUUGCACAGACAGGCAUGGCUUUUAAGACCCCUGUUUUUCUUCGUGGACAGACACGUCCGACUUCGGCGGUUUUGCUCGGAAGGUCCUAGCUCAAAAUCUUCUCCUCCGCAGUUCUGUCUCGGUUUCCAAUUGGAUGUAGACACUCUAACGAAACCGACGGCUCCUACCUUUGUCAGCUCUCUCCCGAGAAGACAGAGCCUCCCACCUUCCGAUUGUCGCAUUCCGGUGGGCUUCCAUUACCACGCUUUCGUCGCUCGCGUUUCAGAGGCACCAGGCACACAAACAGGGAAAAUAAGCGGCAAACGGCGACGGAGCUGCGCCACUCUGCGUUGGAAUCCACUUCAUAAACGCAGUUGCUCUUUCCCGACAGAUCUAGCUCCUCCACGAGGGAUCCCCGGUUCCAUCGAAUUCAUCGCGCACCAUGGCCGUCGCUCCACCCGACCCCCAGCAACUUUGCCAAGUGUUGGAGGGGACCUACUCUCAAAAUGAGGAGGUUCGAAGGACAUCAGAGCAAUACCUUCAGACGAUUUCUCCGUCCCCAGGGCUGCUGGCGGCGCUACUGAAAAUUGUCCAGCAUGACCAGAUCGAUGUGGGCGUCCGAACCUCGGCGGCAGUGAUGCUGAAGAACGAGGUGAAGAAGCACUGGGAUUGUCCGGGAGCGGGGCUGGAUGAGAACGAAGAGGACGCCAGCAGCGCUCGCAAGAAGGAAGAGUUUUACUCUGGGGAAGAGAAAACGUUCAUCAAAGACAACAUCUACCAAGCUCUCAUUCAAGUUUGCCCAGUCUCCCAGCCUGUCUCUCAACAGCUGCUCGAGUGCAUUCGACUCAUCGCUCUUCAUGACUAUCCAUCGAGCUGGCCGCUGCUGCUGCCUGCAGUGCGGAGCGACAUCGCGGCGCGCCAAGACUCGAGUCGCCUCAUGUGCGCGCUGUCUGUCCUGCGGAGACUCUGCGGAAUUUAUGAAUUCAAACGCACCGACAAAGAGGCUCUGGACUCGAUCAUUGAACAGACCUGGCCGCUGCUGCUGCCGGCUGCGGCACAGCUGCUGAACGAGGGCGGCUUGAGCAACUCGGACGCCAUGCAGAUGCUCAAGCUGAUUUGUAAAGUCUACUGGAGUUCGACUCAAGUCUGUCUCGCCUCCUCCGGCCUCGUUGUCUCCACCAUGGACGACUGGAUGGAGCUCAUGGAACAGAUUCUCGUCCGACCCGUGCCUGCGGAAAUGCUGUCGGGGCUGGAGCCGGGAGAACGCUGCGAACUCCCAGUGUUCAAGGUGAAGAAGUGGGCUCUGCAGAUCAUUCAGCGCGCGUUUUCUCGCUUCGGCGACCAGAAGUUGCUGAGUCGUUCGCGGUCGAAGGACAACGACGUUGCACAUGCGUUCGGACGGAACUUCGCCAUGCAGUGGGCGCCGCGCUUCACAGAAAAGAUUCUGCUGCUGCUUCGGCAGCGGCAGGAGCGGCCCGAACAAGUCCAGUUCUGGCUCACGCCUCGAAUGGUCAAUCUAAUGCUGCAGUUUCUUCUCCUCGCCACAGAGGCCGCGAAAAUCUACUCCGCCCUGCUGAAGCCCAGCGGCGAGUUCCUCGUCUCUCAAGUCUGCGUCCCCCUGCUGCAGUUCAACGAAGAAGACGACGAACUCUGGCAGUCGGAGCCGGUGGAGUUCGUGCGCCGACAAAGCGACGCUCUCGAAAGCUUCUCGGACCCUAGGGAAGCGGCUUGCGAGUUCAUCAAGGCCCUGGUGCGCUAUCGCGGCCGCGACUUCCUGGAGCCGCUCUAUCUGUUGACUCAUCGAUUGGUGGAGGAGUUUCGCACCCUUUCUCAGCAAGCGUCUGCGGCGAACCAGCCGUUGUCGGUGGUUGCGUUUCAGAAAAAAGACGCGGCUCUGCGGCUGGCAUGUUGCAUCUCGGAUCGCCUGCUGUCUAAGAAGCGCCAGGCGCCAGUCGAGGAGUUUCUGACGCAUUUUGUGUUGCCGGACCUCCAGAGUCCGAACAAGUUCCUACGCAUGCGAGCAUGCGUAGUCUUCGAAGAGUUUGUGCCUAAACUGUCUGCGUGGAAGAACCCCACGGCGCUCGUUGAGGCGUACAAGGGCAUCGUGCUCCUCACCCAAGACGCGGAGCUCCCAGUUCGAGUUCAGGCUGCGAUCUCCGCGAAAGUCUUCUUCAGCGUCGAAGUGGAGGAGCUGCAGCAGGUGGUUGUCGCGAAUCUCGAGGGGUUGACCAAGCAGCUCUUCGCGGUCAUGAAGGAUAUCGACAACGAGCAAGUCGUCGCCACCAUCGAGCAACUCAUUUCUUCACACGAAGCACACAUCGCGCCGUACGCCAAGGACCUCACGCAGGCCCUCAGCACUACCCUCUUGGAAAUGCUCGACCGAGAAGGAGCUGCUGAGCAAGCCGGCGAUGACAGCGCUGAGGAAGACGCCGCCUUCGCUUCCAUGACGGUCCUCAGUGCCCUCAAAAACGUCCUGGCUUCCGUGACCGAGACGCCUGCACUGUACUCUGAGUUUUUGUCGGAUCUGUAUCCGGUCUUCGACGCCUUGUUUGCGCCGGACGCGAUCAACUUGCUGGACGAUGCGAUUGAGAUUCUGGCGUUCAUCACUUACUACAUUCCCGCGCCUUUCCCUGCUCCUCUCUGGCGCUACUUCGACGCUCUUCACCAAGCUGUGUGUGGGGGCUCUACGCCUUCGAGACCCCUCAGUGAGGCCCUGCAGAACGGCUGGGCGGUGGAUUCUGUCGGAGACAUGAUCGCGCCUCUUUCGAACUUCAUGUGCCGCGCGCAUGCGCAGUUCGUCAGUGGACGAAACGAACUAGGCGUCUCCUACAAGGCAUGCGUUCUGCAGGUCGCCAAGAAGUGCAUUGAAGACCUCGACUCCACCGACGCAUGUCUCGGUCUUCAACUUCUCUGUCUCUUACUGGAAAGUUGCGCAACGCAGCAGACAGCUGACGACAUUCUCCUCCCUGCUUUCCAGUCUGUUUGGGGCUGGGUACUGAAGUUGAACGCGGAGAACGGCCAGGAGAUCGACAAGCGCACUCGGCAAAUGUUCAUCAAAUUCGUUCUCACUCUCAUGGUCUACGACGUUCGCAAGUUCUUCCUUCUUCUCGAAGAACAAGGCGCGACGGGGCCGGUUCUCAACUUCGUCCUCGAAAAUGUGACUCUUAUCAAAACGUACGAGCAGAAGAAAGUCUUUAUUUUGGGGUGCUCGCGGCUUGUUCAGGAGUUUGCGGCAGCGCCGGCGUCGUUCCCAGCAUGCGUUGCAGAGCGAGUAGAGGUUAUCUUUAAAGUGCUCGCCACGCAAGUCACUGAGCAGGCACAGCUGAAGCAGAAGUUGAAGGAGGAGGAAGAGAACAGCGACUUCGACACAGAUUCGGAUGGAGACUCCGAGCAAGACCUCGACGAAACGGAAGACGCAGGGCUGCACCCGAAAGCCAAAGAAAUCCUCGAGAAACUCGACAACGCCAAGUGGGGUGACGACGAGGACGACGACGACGAUGACUGGGACGAAAUGUGUGACUCGAGCUGCGAUGAGAGCGGCGGGCUUCAAUCUUCGCCUCUUGCUGAAGUCGACGAGUUCAAGAAUCUUCGAGAAGUUUUGGCGGCACUUCCACCGGCAUCUCAGGCGCAGAUUUCCUCCUGGCUGGGUCCCGUUCAGCUGGCCAAACUGAACGAAGUUCUCACUGAGGCGCCGCCCGCCCUCACGGCUGCUUCGGCCGCCUCGUGCUAAGCCGAAAAGCUCCCAGCGCGUGAGGAGGCAGCCGUCGGGUCAUUUGCCUCUUUCCACGUCUGCACUCUUCGUCGUCCGAGGCCAUGUUUUACUGGAGGAGGCGGGGGCAGGUAGCCUUCCGCGCCAGCAAGUGGAUUCAGGCGGCCAGACAGCAAGCGGUUGGAAUCGAUAUGGAGGUGCUGUCCUAAUUUAGACAGCAAGCGGUUGAGAAUUUUUUACUGCACCUGACCGUUUCGCGGCACUUGAGAAGCGAGAGAGGGACACUGCCGAAGAUGGCUCCCUUUAGGCAACGUGAGUGCCAAAAGGCACCAAAACAUUGCAGGGCAUCGAGCUGCGAAACGCAGCGAGAAACACGCUAAAACGCUAAACGGCGCGAUACACGUUGCUGCCUCUCCAGAUAAAGGGUCUGUAGUAAGCACUCGUGACAAGAACCGCAGCGUUCGGAAGUCACUAAGAAUGUCACGCCGUCCGACAUAACUGAGUCACACUGAAUUUGCUUCCCCUUGAUUCGAGAACGGACUGGACGUGAAGACUGGCUGAGCAGCAAUCAAGAAGCGCCAGGCUCCUCACGUCGCGAAAAUACCCUCGGACCGUUCUGACCACUUUACAGUCAGGACUUGAAACACAUGUCUUACGAGCACGGAGCACGACGCUCGCAGCGAAAAAAAUCCGCGACACUCAGGGAGACAAACCCUGGCAAGACACUGAGGGGAAGUUUCCCAUUGAGCACUGACAAUAUUGAGAGUCGGUACUGCGCCGUCUCUUGUCAAAGAGGAGGAGCACUGCGGAGAGAGUCACUCCCGCUCACCUCGAGGUCAGCAGUCGGGCUUCCACGUUUGUCAGCAUUUGUAAUCGUAUGUUUCACUGCCUGUGGGUGCACGUGUCGCGUGCUGAGCGGCAUCUUGUACAGACAAAUGUGCACAGUUUCCUCUCCGAUGCGAACUGCGCAGUCUUGAGGUGAUAUGGAGCGUGAGUUGACUAAAGCAGGAAAGUGACGCCAUUAUGGACUGCUUUCCGGUGGGCGUGUGCGCCUGCGAAAGUGACAGUUGGAUUUCGCUACCGGCGGUUCUUUGAUUCGCUUUUUUACCGGUCGGGGUUCGAGCAGCGCUAAUUAACCGACAAUCUUGGCGUUUGUGUAUAUUUUUCCUGGUGCGGUGAAACAACUGAACCUACGUCCAUUCUUGUCAGCGGGACCAAGCGCGCCCCGUCUUAGGUGCAGAAAGUGGAACCGGAAGGACUGUCGAGAGUCAGGAUAUUUUCGGGGUUCCCCGUCAACGCGACAACCGUGAUUCCAGCCCGAAUCGAAAGGUGGAUGUCCCUUUUCCAAAAUCAAAACGCAUUUGUCUACACCUCGCGAAGGUGGACCCGUCUCCGUGUCUCGUUUCAUUUCUCAAAAUCGUACCUCGUCGCUGUCGAGCACAUAAUAUGCUGAUCGGAGCGUAGCCCGUUGUUCCACACAUUUCCACCUCGCGGAUCACCCAGUGAAAGAAAUCGGUUGCUGGAAAUGGCAAACUUCGCUGAGGUGCAGGCACGGUUGGAUUUUCGUGUGCCACAGUUUUCAACGACAUGGGGC
Toxoplasma gondii ME49 is the source of this 5903-nucleotide messenger RNA. RefSeq names its product importin-beta N-terminal domain-containing protein. The transcript has 12 exons. The record is from RefSeq and is a predicted model, not a curated record. The coding region runs from base 1043 to 4330 and encodes 1095 amino acids. Gene Ontology annotation, biological process: protein import into nucleus. Lineage: Eukaryota; Apicomplexa; Conoidasida; Eucoccidiorida; Sarcocystidae. Gene Ontology annotation, molecular function: small GTPase binding. Gene Ontology annotation, cellular component: nuclear envelope; cytosol.